AUGAAAAAUAGUGAGAAUCUAUAGAGCUACGCAGUUGAAAAAAGAAUUGGAGAAGGUGCAUUUGCAAUAGUAUAUUUAGCUUAGGUACAAGAGAGUGGAGAGAAAGUUGCAAUAAAAAAAGCUCCAAUAGACAAAAAAUAUAAAAACAGAGAGCUGGCGAACUUAAAAUUACUUGGAGAACAUCCAAACAUUGUCGCCUUAAAAGAUGCAUUCUAUGUUGUUGGUUAAAAUGAGGAAGUCUACAUUAAUUAUGUGAUGGAAUAUAUGCCAGACAAUUUAUCUGAUUAUUUGAGAAAUAUGAAGAAGCAGAAACAAUAGUUAACAUAGAUUCAAUUACAGAUCAUAACGUAUCAACUAUUGCGUGGUUUGGCCUUCAUACAUGGCAAGGGCAUGGCACAUAGAGACAUCAAACCUCAGAACAUUUUAAUUGAUGGAACAAUCGUAAAAUAUUGUGAUUUCGGAUCUGCUAAAAUCAUUUCAGGUGGAUAGAUCAACACUUCCUAUUUAUGUUCCAGACAUUAUAGGGCACCUGAAUUGAUAUUUGGAGCCACUGAUUAUUCUACGAGUAUAGAUAUUUGGUCUUUGGGAUGUGUCUUUGCUGAACUCAUUUUAUUGGAACCGCUAUUUCCUGGUGAAAGUUCUGUUGAUCAAUUAGUGGAAAUUAUGAAGGUCUUAGGGACUCCAACAGCUACUGAUAUUGCAGAAUUCAAUGCAUCUAAUACAGAUUUUAAAUUUCCUUAGGUCAAAGGACAUCCAUGGUCUAAAGUCUUUUUAAAAUAUAAACCUGAUCCCCAAUUCAUUGACUUAAUUAAGAAGAUGGUUACUUACUAACCUUAACAGAGAAUCAAACCAUUUAUGGCUUUGAUGCAUCCAUUCUUUAAUGAUCUGAGAGAGUUAAAGAAUGAGGAGGUUCCGAAUAAACUUUGGUAAUUCACGCCUGAAGAGGAGAACAUUUUUGGAAAACAGCCAUUAAAACAUUUGAUGCCAUCAUGGUGGAAAGGUGGAAGAUGAUAAUGAUUAUUUUAAUACUGUAAAAAACAAAUCUCUUUCAA
Molecule: messenger RNA, 1052 nt
Organism: Paramecium tetraurelia
Lineage: Eukaryota; Ciliophora; Oligohymenophorea; Peniculida; Parameciidae
Exons: 4
Biological process (GO): protein phosphorylation; signal transduction
Cellular component (GO): cytoplasm
Molecular function (GO): protein serine/threonine kinase activity; ATP binding
Source: RefSeq, a predicted model, not a curated record